AUGUCGGCGUAUCCCGUUGCCUACAAUGGCACGGGUGCAACGGGUGGUGAUUCCCUGACGGAAGACCUCAACAUUUAUUACAGUUCCGGGGACAUUGCUUGGGUGAUUACCUCCACUGCCCUGGUGCUAUUGAUGAUUCCGGGUGUCGGCUUCUUCUAUUCCGGUCUUGCUCGACGCAAGUCAGCUCUGUCGCUGAUCUGGCUCUCGAUAAUGUCGGUCGGGGUGGUAUCUUUCCAAUGGUUCUUCUGGGGGUAUUCGCUAGCCUUCUCCCACACUGCUGGAAGUUAUAUUGGAGACUUGCAGAACUUCGGUAUGAAGGGUGUGCUGGGAGCUCCUUCCGUGGGCAGCACUAAAGUUCCGGAUCUUCUGUUCGCCGUAUUCCAGGGAAUGUUCGCAGCUAUUACGGUGGCCCUUGCAGUCGGUGCCGUUGCUGAGCGCGGUCGCAUGCUUCCUUGCAUGGUCUUCAGCUUUGUCUGGACCACCAUCAUCUACGAUCCCCUCGCCUGCUGGACAUGGAACGCGUCCGGUUGGGUGUUCAAGCUAGGAGGUCUCGACUUCGCCGGUGGUACUCCUGUCCACAUUGCCUCCGGCUCUGCCGCUCUUGCCUACUCUCUCAUGCUCGGAAAGCGCCGUGGCCAUGGAACGCACGAGCUCAACUACCGCCCUCACAAUGUCACCCAUGUUGUCAUCGGCACAGUCUUCCUCUGGGUUGGAUGGUUCGGUUUCAAUGCAGGCUCCGCUCUGGCUGCCAACCUGCGCGCCGUGAUGGCGGCCGUUGUCACCAAUCUGGCUGCAUCGGUGGGCGGUGUCACCUGGUGUCUCCUGGACUACCGACUUGAGAGGAAAUGGUCUAUGGUUGGAUUCUGCUCCGGUGCCAUUGCCGGUUUGGUUGCCAUCACUCCAGGCUCCGGCUUCGUCACACCUUGGGCGGCCUUCAUUUUCGGCGUGGUCGGUGCUGUUGCCUGCAACUAUGCCACCAAGCUGAAAUAUGUGAUCCAAAUUGAUGACAGCCUGGACAUCUUCGCUGUCCACGGUAUUGGUGGCCUUGUUGGCAACCUUUUGACCGGAAUCUUUGCGGCUGACUACAUUGCUCAUCUCGAUGGCUCCACCGUCAUCGACGGUGGAUGGAUCAACCACAACUACGUCCAGCUCGGCUACCAGCUCGCCGACUCUGUCUCCGGCAUGGCCUACUCCUUCUUCGGCAGCUGCAUCAUUCUUUUCCUGAUCAACCUGAUCCCUGGUCUCCACCUGCGCAUCUCCGAGGAAGAUGAGAUCCUGGGUACUGAUGACGCCGAGAUCGGUGAAUUUGCCUACGACUAUGUCGAAAUCACCCGCGACGUCAUCGCCGGCACCAGCCCCGAGCACGCCGAGAGCUCUUCCAAGCGCAGCAUCACGCCCGCCGGCAACGAGGAGUCGGUAGAACUGAAGGCGUGA
This is a messenger RNA of Aspergillus brunneoviolaceus CBS 621.78, 1434 nucleotides long. Its product is annotated as ammonium permease MEP2. The transcript has 6 exons. Gene Ontology annotation, biological process: ammonium transmembrane transport. Lineage: Eukaryota; Fungi; Ascomycota; Eurotiomycetes; Eurotiales; Aspergillaceae. Bases 1 to 1434 code for a protein of 477 amino acids. Gene Ontology annotation, cellular component: plasma membrane. The record is from RefSeq and is a predicted model, not a curated record. Gene Ontology annotation, molecular function: ammonium channel activity.